AUCUAGAAAGCGACCAAUCAGAUGCAACUCGUACUGAAGAUUGUAAACACGUUCCAGGUCUAACCAAGCGACUAGCACAAUCUGUUACAUUUUUUGUUUGAAAAGCUUAUAGAUUUUGUUGACCAGUGCACAUACUUUUUGGAUAUACUAUUUUUAAUUUGACUUUAUAAUUUAGUGCAAGGGAUUCGUAUUAUCUGCAAAAAAUGUCUGCAGAAAUGGAAGUGGUAUCAGAAUCUCUUCAAGAUGGCGUUUCAGUGGACAUGGUAAAUGGUAUUGACGAUGAAAGCAUUGACGGACUUCGUGAAUUAUCUAAAGAUUUGUCAUCACGUCCCAUUAGGAAAGCUAAAAGACAAUUGGGGAGACUUAGUCCCGGUAAAGAAGUAGGACCAGAAGGAGCAGCUGCUUUGGCUAAGAAGGCAUUGCCUCUCGCUAAAAAUAGUAGGAAAUCUCGAGACGGAAGAGGCCGAGGUCUCCCGAAGAAAGGUGGAGCUGGAGGAAAAGGGGUGUGGGGGAAGCCUGGAGAGGAAGUCCAAGAAGAUGGCCACUGCCAAGAUUCACAUGAUCCAAAUUAUGAUUCUGAAAGCGAGGAGGAGUAUUUGAUAGAAGAAAUAGACCCUGAGGUUACACUAGAAGAGUUAGAAAAAGUUUUAGAGCCUGCAAUAUUAGAAUAUUAUGAAAGUAACAACUCAACAGAAUUCAUUAGUUCAUUGACAGACCUAAAUAUUGGUGAAAAGAAGCCAAGAAUAGUAGAGUAUAUGAUAAGCAAAGCAAUAGAUCACAAGCCUGCACAAUGUGAGAUGACAUCUGUUCUGCUGUCAGAUCUCUAUGGCCGUGUGCUGCAACACGAACACAUUAUUGAAGGCUUUAAUGACAUUCUUGACAAACUUUCAGAUCUUGUUUUAGAUGCUCCUCAUGCACCAGAGGUUGUUGGAAAGUUUUUGGCAAGAGCUGUUGCGGAUGAUUGCUUGCCCCCUAGAUACAUCCAGUCACACAAAGGAAAAGUAGACUGCAAAACAAGCCAAGAAGCAUUGUUGAAAGCUGAUACACUGCUUACACAGAAACAUGGCAUUGUCAGACUUGAUAACAUCUGGGGCACUGGUGGUGGAUUACGUCCUGUUAAAUAUCUUGUCAAACAGAUGGUGAUGCUUCUGAAAGAGUAUCUGUCAUCUGGGGACAUAGAUGAAGCCACUAGGUGUUUGACUGAAUUAGAUGUUCCCCACUUCCAUCAUGAGCUUGUGUAUGAGGCAGUAAAUAUGGUGUUGGAAAAAUCAACGGACAGGGCAGCUGAGAUGAUGGCCAGACUUUUAAAAUCCCUUGCUGAAGCUAUUAUCAUAACACCUGACCAGCUCAACCAGGGCUUUCGUCGAAUCUUUGAGAAUGUGUCUGACAUUUGCUUGGAUGUUCCAAAUGCCUAUACUUUGCUUGACAAAUUUGCUACAAUCUGCCAUAGAGAUGGUAUCAUUGGCAUUGAUAUUCUUAACGAUGUUCCUCAGAGCUCAUAAUUGUCUAUUUCCAGGGGCCGCAAGCGUUUUGUGUCAGAAGGUGAUGGUGGUAAGGUCAAAAGUUCAUGAGUGACAGCCAAGUGUACAAGACUGACUGACCAUUUCUUGGAAUGAAGCUCAAGGGCAUUUUUGUUUUGGGAGUGUUUGUUAACCCCAGUCUAACCACUGGGGGUGUUGUGUCAGUUAUAUGAGGUCACCAAAGUAUUCUAGCAAGUUUAAAUCCUGCUGGCAAAAGUUUGCCAUUCAUUGACCUAGAAAAUAUUUCUCAAUUUAUGCAAAGUCAACCUUUUAAGUGAAUCUAAAAUAAAAAUGUUUGGUAACUAACCACAAUGUUUUAAUUGGUGUUAUACCAGAUUCAAGCAAUUGUUAGACAAGGAAAUUCCCUUUUUAAAAAAAAUCUAUAUAGCUAAAGAGCUAGUGGAAGGUUAGUGGAAUAUGAUGACACAGAAACCAUAAGUGAUUAAACAAGAUGGAGUGUCCGUCCUUUGUUAAAAUGUAAUUAUGGAUUGAAAAAAUUUUACUGUAUCUUUUAAACCACAUUGUAAUCAAUCAAAAAAUUGUUCUCUUAUUACUGUAGAACUAGAGUUUUUAGGUAUGCUUAACUAUGGGUGCUUGUUUUAAAAUUUUCCUAUAAUUUAGAAGUCAUUGAUCUUAUAAUUUUACUCUCUUUCUUUGUUUUAAGCAAAGUAUUUGAGAACGAGUGUGGUGGUUUUAACAUAUUCUAUUGUUUGAAGUAUCUGUCUCACACCUUCCCCUCCCAGUGGGCUAGCAAGUUUAUCUGGAGAUGUCCAGUCCUUUGUUUACUUUUAACCACAUUGGUGUGACUACAUUCUUUUGAUGGUGAUGGGAAUAGUUCAUUCAAAUUUGAAAGAAAAAAAAUAUUACUGCAUAAUUUUGGUGAUGAAGUUGCCCUUCCUAAAAAGUAUUUUAAAAUAAUCGACAAUGCAUUGAGCGUACUUUGUUAGUUGAUAAACUUUGAGUAUUUCAAAUGUUUUCUUCCAAUAGUAGACCACAGUGAUCUUGGUGUCUAUUGCAUCUGUGUAUGUAUAAAGUUCAUUUUGUUUGAGGUUAGAUGUUUGUAUAUAGUUGAGAGUAGAUUUGAUUUGACCUCUGGUUCCUCUCUCCUUGUCUUAGUACAUUUUUUUCAUCCUCUUGUUGGCUACAUGUGCAAGCUUUUCUAUUUUACUGUGUAUGAAAUCCUUUGCUCCAUCACUUAUGUUUCAAACAUGUCUGAUCAAUUGGGUUGGAAACUGUUAGCAUGUUUUAAUGAUGAAUUAAGAGUGAGUUUUUUGAAAAUAAAUUGACCUCUGUGCUAGUUCAUCAUAAUUUUUUUAUGUAGUUGCAACACACUUAUGUGAGCAUGAAAUUAGCAUAUUAUAUAAUUCAUAAUAGCACAAUUUUAUUGUUAUAUUUUUUGGGUGUUUUUCAAGGACUUCUCUUUCAUAAUGUUUAACUUAGUUUUUUCGGAGUGAUGGCCUCCUUCAUUUUUUACCCACAGAAUCAGUAUUCAAGUUCUGUUUUAAUUUUAGUGAUAUGAAAAUGUAUAAAAUAGUUUUGUUGAUAAAAUUGUUGCUUCACCAUUUUUAAAAAUGUGUGGAAAUGAUGUUUAUGUGUGGGUAAUACACACUGUAAGCUUUAACUUUCCUAACUCAGUAACUGCCUCAGUUGUUCUAGAUCACAAGUUUUAUAUAGAUACAAAUGCUAUCUAUGUAAUAUCUUAUGUUUACUCCCAAUUAACACUGGCUUUAGUAAAUGUGACAUUUAAUGCCAUAAAAGUGUGGUCCAAAGUUUAGUCGACUGAAAUGUGGGUAAACAACAACAACGAGGAAACAUGGCCAGUUGGUUAAACUGAAAAUAGGCUCUCUGUUAAAUUACUGUAGUGUUUUUUUUUUGUUCCAACAAAUUAUAGUUCCAAAAGGUUUCUAUAUGCAAACUGUGAGAUGUUUUAUUAGAUGAAUUCUAGUUGCUGUUACAGUGGAGGGUUGCUCAAGCUUACAAAUCAGUAGUCAUUCAACAUUUGGGUAUGGUCAAAAUAACCUAAUAGAAAAGCUCUAGACUAUAUUAGCAUGAGAUAUUGUGCAUAUGGUAAUGGCUGGAAGGUGACUUGAGAACUCUCCCAAAUUAAAAGUAACUUUGUGUCAUCAUUUCUUUUAAUACAUAUUCAUUUUGGAGUUUGGUCAUAAAUAAAAUGUGAGACAAUU
Molecule: messenger RNA, 3703 nt
Organism: Physella acuta
Lineage: Eukaryota; Metazoa; Mollusca; Gastropoda; Physidae
Product: programmed cell death protein 4
Biological process (GO): negative regulation of DNA-templated transcription
Cellular component (GO): nucleus; cytosol
Source: RefSeq, a predicted model, not a curated record